AUGAGUAUUUUUAAUCUUGAAAAAAUGGUGGGAACCAUUGAUAAACUUAGUACCUCUCUAGAUGUAAUGUUAUGUUGCAAAGAUAGUGAAGGUGGACAAGAAAUAUUAGAAACAUGUGAACAAUUGGAUAGUUUAAUUAUGUCAUUUGACGAUCAGAUUAGUAUUCUCAAAGAUGCUCUGAUCAAAGAGAAAAAUGCUCGUCAAUCGUCAUUUCAGAGACAGUUGGAUGAAUUGAAAACAAUUGAGGAAAGAUGUAACCACAUGAUAGUUUUUACCCAAUUAAAUACUGAACUUGAAACUCAGCAGUAUAAUCAAAAUCAUGAAAUAAAAGAAUAUAGAGGAAAUAAUUCAACUAAUAUGGCUAACAUUUCAAUGUCACCUGUACCAAAGUGGAAAGAUGGUCAUUCUCUAUCUGAGAACACUAUACACCAUACUACUAUGUCAAAUGGUACAAUAAUGAGUAACAGUAUGAUGGGACAGUCUUUAAAAUCUCAGGCUGCUAAACAAGUUCUUGAUAUUCCACUUCUAAAAUCUAUUAACAACGAUGAAAUGGAUUCUGUUCCAAAGUACAUGAAAGGUCGUUUAACUUCAUUAAAUGUGAAUGUUGUGAUUGAUGGUAUUAAUAUUGCAUUAGAAAAUAAAUAUGAAAUUUUGCAAAAGCCAAGAAACUUAUUAAAAAAAAAAGAUCAAGAUAUUUACAACACGUGGAAAAUUCAGCAAAAUGAUGUUGGACAAGGUCAAUACUUUGUAACUGCUGAUGAUAUUUCUAGAUUUGGUGAGACAAAAGUGGAUAAAACUACAUUAAACAUAAUUCCCAUAUUAAGACAUUUAAAACGAUUAAAAGAAUCUCGAACAGGUGGCUUUGUUUAUUAUUUACCAUACUAG
Molecule: messenger RNA, 885 nt
Organism: Macrosiphum euphorbiae (potato aphid)
Lineage: Eukaryota; Metazoa; Arthropoda; Insecta; Hemiptera; Aphididae
Source: the annotation of a GenBank genome assembly